UAGCAAAAGGCAGAGCAAGCAGUGUGUGUCUUAAGGUGGGGGGGGGGGUGGAUAAUUCUGCCACAGAUGAGUUGGCUCCCUGAAUUCAGUUGCCAGCUCAUGUCCAGGGGACCUUAAUACCUGGGACCAAGACGUUUUACUACAGCCUUGCCUUUGCAGGGAGUUGAGCUCACCAGGAACCAUCUGCCACUUCAGACCCCUUGCUGCUACCUGCCAGGUGGCCUCCACCACUGAGAAGAAAUGAUGUAUUUCCCAGUCUUCCUGGACCUCUCCCAGCAAGUUCCUAUGCUCAGUGGUGUCUUUUUCCUCACCCAUCUGACUCUUCUCCUCCAGCCUGUAGAGCUGAACUCAGAGGAGGUCAAGGUCAUAGGCCCUGGGGAACCCAUCCUGGCACUUGUAGGGGAAGAGGUGGAGUUCUCAUGCUACUUGUCACCAUACUUGGAUGCCGAGGAUAUGGAGAUCCGCUGGUUCCGGAGUCAGACCUCUGAUGUGGUGCACCUGUACCGUGGUGGGCAGGAGCUCCACAGCCAGCAGAUGGUGCAGUUCCAGAACAGGACCAAACUCAUCAAGGAUUUUAUCAUGGAUGGUAUGGUAAACCUAAAGCUCCAUGGUAUCAUUCCUGCUGAUGAGGGCCUGUAUGGAUGCCGUUUCCUCUCCACCAACUUCUCCAGGGAAGCGAUCUGGGAGCUAGAGGUAGCAGGGCUUGGCUCAGACCCUCACAUCUCCCUUGAGGGCUUCAAGGAGGGAGGCAUUCAGCUGAGGUGCAGCUCCAGUGGCUGGUACCCAAAACCCCAGGCACAGUGGAAAGAUCAUAAAGGACAGUGCCUGUCUCCAGAGAUGGAAGCCAUUGUCCAGGAUGCCCAGAGCCUGUUCAAUCUGGAAACGUCCGUGGUUGUCCAAGGGGAUGCCCACAACAAUGUGUCUUGCUCCAUCCAGAACUCCUUCCUGAUCCAAAAGAAAGAGUUCACCAUCCAGAUAGCAGACGUAUUUUUACCCGGAAACUCCCCUUGGAAGAGGGCUUUCCUCGGGAUUCUGGUGGGCCUGUCGCUCCUCCUGGCUCUCCUCGUGACUCUGGCGCUGUACUUCUUUCAGAAGCAACGGAGGUCCCAAGAAAAACUGAAGGAGCAGGCUGACAAGGACAAAGAGAUACUCACAGCGAACUUGGAGAGGCUUCAGACAGAGCUUGACUGGAGAAGGGCUGAAGGCCAGGCUGAGUGGAGAGCGGCCCAACAAUAUGCAGUGGAUGUAACCCUUGAUCCAGCCUCCGCCCACCACAGCCUGGAAGUCUCCGAGGAUGGCAAGAGUGUGUCCUCCUGCACAGCAGUGCCUGGCCCUGUGAUGGGAGACCCCCAGCGGUUCUCUGAGCAGACGUGUGUGCUGAGCUGUCAGCAUUUUUCUGGUGGCCGCCACUACUGGGAAGUGCAUGUUGGCAGGCGCAGCCGCUGGUUCCUGGGUGUGUGUUUGGCCACAGUGCCACGCAUGGGGCCAGCACAACUAAGCCCGGCCAGUGGCUACUGGGUGAUGGGGCUGUGGAACCACAGUGAGUAUUUUGUCCUGGACCCGCACCGCAUCGCGCUCACCCUGCGUGUGCCACCACGGCGUGUGGGUAUCUUCCUGGACUGGGAGGCAGGAAAACUGUCCUUCUUCAAUGUGUCAGACGGCUCCCAUAUCUUCACCUUCACCGACACCUUCUCAGGGACACUCUGUGCGUAUUUCAGGCCCAGAGCUCACGACGGUGGUGAACACCCAGAUCCCCUCACCAUCUGCCCAUUGCCUGUUAGAAGAACAUGCAUCCUUGAAGAGGAUGAGAGAGAUGCCUGGUUACAGCCCUAUGGGCCCUCGGAUCCCACCCUGGGCCUGUGGUGAGGCACUCUCUUGCCUACAGGUUUGAGUCCUUGGCAGCUUCCUAGAUACCUGGCUGGGAUUUGCUCUCCCACUUCCUCUAGAGUGGAGGAAACAUCACCAAAAUGUUGGCAAAGGCUAAGGACUCACCACGGAGAAGAGGAACAAAAAGAGGAACCUUUGUCUAUAGAUGUAUGCAUAUAUGUAUGUGAUUUUCUUUAAUGAAAAGAGUGAAUUCCAAAGCUCCUUUGUGUAUAUGGUAGGACUAAGCAAAGGAGGAACAAUAAAUUUAUGUUGUUGGGAGCCAUGGCGUGCACUGGAGAUCAGAAAGAAACAGGACUGGGGGAAAGGUAGAGGGAAACUUUACUGGAUUGGAUAAGAGGUAUCAAUUAACAUAUUUUUAAAAAAUACUUUUUGUAUGUGUUUUCUAGCUCUAAAAUGUCUAGAAGCAAUGAUACCUCAUAAACAGUGAUUUUACCUGGGGCUUAGAUCCCAGUUUUAAAUGACAUUUCCCACUGAAAUGAACUUGGAGAAACGGCUGAUUCCAGGGUUGGAACAGAGAAGGUACAGGUGAAUCUGGAAUAUCUUGUAUUCAAAUGUGCUCAGAAAGUGAUAAAGCCAUAAGAACCAGGGUGAAGAGGCUCCACUGAUCAGUUAUGGGAUGAUUUGAACUUUCAAAUGAAUCAUGACAAGGAUGAAUAAUGACAAGAAUUGCUCAACAAGAUAUUUCACAAAUAAGAAAAUGCCUUAUGUGUGCUGAGAGGUUUUUCAGUCAGAGAUGAAAUACAGAGAUAUGAAAGAGGAAAGAAGAAAAUGUAAGAGUAGAUCUGUGAACUCAUGGUUUUUAUAAUGUACAGUUAGAUGGAGCACACAUACACACACAAUAAAUAGGUAAAUAGA
Molecule: messenger RNA, 2742 nt
Organism: Canis lupus familiaris (dog)
Lineage: Eukaryota; Metazoa; Chordata; Mammalia; Carnivora; Canidae
Gene: BTNL9
Product: butyrophilin like 9
Exons: 11
Coding region: 241-1866 (541 amino acids)
Biological process (GO): T cell receptor signaling pathway; regulation of cytokine production
Cellular component (GO): external side of plasma membrane
Molecular function (GO): signaling receptor binding
Source: RefSeq, a predicted model, not a curated record